AUGUCCACACCAGCACAAAAAGCCAAUCUUGCCCGGAUCAGAGAUAAUCAAAGAAGAUCCCGGGCCCGCAGGAGAGAAUAUCUCCAAGAAUUGGAGCAAAGACUUCGAGUGUACGAGCUUCAGGGUGUCGAGGCGUCUUCAGAGGUGCAACAUGCUGCGCGGAGGGUUGCCGAGGAGAAUAGGCAGCUUCGUGGUCUUCUCAACCGACAUGGAAUCGGCGAUGAUUACAUAUCUAACUACUUGAACUCUGGGACAGCGACACAAGCAGACCCAACAACAAUGUCUUCCUUCGCCUCCAACACGCCGAGCGAGAGCGUCCAAUCUCUUCAACAAGUCAUUGCUCCCAGAAGACCUACCACUCUUGAAACGGGCGUGUCUUACGUUAUCCCUCCACAGGAUAGCCGUGAACCAUCUAUUGCCAGUGGAUCUACAAGCAGUUCUUCUCUAUGGGAGCCUGGCCAGUCCAUUCAACCUGGUCCAGCAUAUGCUCACACCCAUAAUCGACCACUCCCCUCCAACGUUUCGACACCAGUGCCAAGACAUUCAAUUACUUCGUCGAUGCACCCCCAGCAAUACACUUCGCACAUGUUCUCUGACCCCCAAGUCUCACGGACCGAAGGUUAUCAUUCUAUCGCCGCACCAGGACCUUUGGUGGAUGAUCCUCGUCGGCAUAGCUAUUCUGUGGCACCCAUGCAAACAGAUGUCUCGUCAUCGUUGGGCUACACUUUGCCAAUGAAUACCUUUCAUCACCCGGUUGGACAGGAUGGCGGCCAUCCAGGGCCGUGUUGA
Messenger RNA from Fusarium graminearum PH-1, 789 nucleotides. RefSeq lists its product as uncharacterized. The record is from RefSeq and is a predicted model, not a curated record. The transcript has 2 exons. The coding region runs from base 1 to 789 and encodes 262 amino acids. Lineage: Eukaryota; Fungi; Ascomycota; Sordariomycetes; Hypocreales; Nectriaceae.